CCAUUACGAGUUUGUAUGCAAGUUUAUUUCUUCUUUAUAUUGCUUUCUAUUUCAUGCUUUUUAAUUGUUUUUUUCUCGACUUCGGUUCUCAACUUGACGAGGCUAAUUUUAUUCUUUUAGGAAGGCGAACCCCCGCCUGCAUUCACAUUGUUCUUAACUUUUUUCUGCUUACUCUUAAUAAUCGCGAUUUUCACAGUGCCCGACAUUGUGAAGCACAUCGUGUACAAACUCUCGAAUAAUCAUAAUUUUCGAAGAGUAACGCUUUUCCGGACCAACAUUUUGCGACCAGAAAUCUCAAAGAGUUAAGCCCAACUUCGAAAAUCUCACAAUGUCCGACGCGAAUGUCGACAGCACGAACAAAGACUCCAAGACAGUGCUUAGCGAAGGGGGCGUUCGCGAGCACGUGACUGCUGGACUGCUUCUGUCCGUUCGACAAACAAAGACAUCAGACGAACUGUCUGAUAAUGAUAUUCCGAUCUCAGAAAUUUCGCGGAAGCACCUAGAUAUCUCGGCGGAAACCAUGACCUCAUCUCACGCAUCGGACAACACUAAACCUGCUCGCGUAAUCGUGGAACCUGCUCCUAAAACCGCGAAGUCUGCUAGCGGAAUCGCAGAGCCUCUUCACGGAAUCACGGAACCUCCUCACGGAAUCACAAAACCUCCUCCCGGAACCGCGGAACCUGCUAGCGGAAUCGUGAGACGUCCUCACGGAAUCACGGAAAUUCACGGAAUCGCGGAAUCUACUCACGGAAUCGCGGAACCUUCUCACGGAAUCGCGGCGCCUCACGGAAUCACGGAGCCUCACAGAAUCACGCAGCCUCACGGAAUCACGCAGCCUCACGGAAUCACGGAAUCUCCUCACGGAAUCUCGAAACCUCCUCGCGCCGCCGUGGACGAGACGCAGCCAGUCAAACUUCAGCGGAAAGGUUUAUCAGAAUCGCCGAAGAAGACCCGAACCCCGAUCAAAGCUACCAUGUCAUCACCAUCGGAUAUCAAAGUUGAGAAGGAAAUCGCCAGAUUGAAGGAAGUUCUACAACAAACUUCAGGGGUUGCAGCCCAACAGGCUUUACGCGAGAACUGGCGUUUUCUCCUAUUCGAAAGUACCUCAGGAGACACGGAAAAUCACAUCUCGUUCCUUCUUCGCGCCAUCUUGAAGAAUGUCACCUGGACCCCAAGACUCUUGAAUAUCGUCUUGAACGAUCCCGAUAUCUCAGAGCAGAUCCUUGAACAGCCAACAACCCUCCCAAAGCUUCUUGGCUCAGUUUCAGCAGCUCAGCUCAUGAAGCAUGUACCCACUCCUGUACUGGAUGCAGCACUGAGAGAGAGGGUGAAGGACGUGGAUGGUACCUCGUUGCUUAGAUGGAUGGGUGAGGCAGAUAGGUUGGGCUUCACGUUAGAGGACAUAUUGGACGAUUACGAAUCAGUGGCACCUAACCCAAACAGUGAGUUGAUGGGUCGAGAUAAACCUGAGAUACUCGAUGUCGAAGGACCACGGACACGACCCCAGCUACACCUUCUCCCUCCUCCUCCCUCCUUGCAACAACAACGCCACGAUCCUCUCCUCAUUGAACAAGAGCGGAACCUAGCACUCACGGGACAAAAAGCAGUCGCUGGACGGCGACCAGCAAACGGAGGUCAGAUCGGAUCGUGCCGUCACUGCGACUUCGUCUUUCCGACGUUCUCGGGAUAUUCCUACCAUCUAGCCAAGAAGCCUUGUCUGAGGGCAGUACCACCUGGUGGACACAAAUUUAAAUGCGGGAAUUGCGCUCAGCGAUUCACAAAUGGUCAGGGAUAUGACUACCAUAUGAAAGAAAGAUGUUGCUUUCCUGGUAAUGCUGGUCCAUCGCCAUCCGCUCAAUUGCAGCCAGAAACAAACAGUCAAGAUCAAUACAGUCCCAUCCUACCUCCGAACAGUGUGCGCCAUCAGGCUCAGGGAAGUCUAUUCCAUCCCGCAAUUCGACCACCUAUGCACAGUCAAGGUCCUUCUUCAAGUACUUUUAUUCCUCUUCCCUCGCAUCAAGGGCCUCCUGCAUCUCUAUCACAACCAUCUAUCAGUACACCGAUUCAACAACCUGCUACAUCCGUACCUAAUAUGACAGGCAUUCGUCGCCAUCCAUCAGAGUUAUCACGUGCAGAGCGAGCUAUUCUGGACGCAGAAAUCAAGGCACAGGAAGCCAAGCACGAGGCCAAUGUAGCUGAUAUCAAACGAACCUACCAAGAUAACCCAGUUGAGCUUCAAAAAAAGUUGUAUUCUGCCAAGACUGGUAACGAUACCAAGAUGAGUGGGAUCAGAAGAAAGCAUGGCGUCAGCUUGAGGAUGAGUAAAGCAGAUAGGCAACGACGAGAGGAGGCGGGCGUGCCAUCACCCACUUAUACCUACAAGGCCUGUCCGCAACAUGCGCCGACUGACAUGUCGCCCCCUACAUCUUCAUUCUCCCCAGUCAAUGGUUCAGGGAAUAAGCGACGAAGAUCUCAAGAAGACGAUCAUGGCUCUCCCCGACCUCAACCCUGGUUUACCAACCCUUCUACCAGAAACGUAUCUACUCCGAAACACAGCUCGAGUGUUAUUGUUCUUACGGACUCUGAGAGUGAGAAUGAAGGCUAAGCGCGGACGGAAAUUCUGAUGACUUGAUGGAUUCAUGUAUUAUAGUGCUUUUAGCGUGACUUUCAAAUACUUGCGAUGAAAUUCAAAAAUCACUUAUGACUAAA
Mollisia scopiformis is the source of this 2709-nucleotide messenger RNA. RefSeq lists its product as uncharacterized. The transcript has 3 exons. The record is from RefSeq and is a predicted model, not a curated record. Bases 329 to 2605 code for a protein of 758 amino acids. NCBI's taxonomy places the organism in Eukaryota, Fungi, Ascomycota, Leotiomycetes, Helotiales, Mollisiaceae.